Oryctolagus cuniculus (rabbit) is the source of this 2206-nucleotide messenger RNA. It is a transcript of the gene MXRA8, whose product is annotated as matrix remodeling associated 8. NCBI's taxonomy places the organism in Eukaryota, Metazoa, Chordata, Mammalia, Lagomorpha, Leporidae. The record is from RefSeq and is a predicted model, not a curated record. Gene Ontology annotation, cellular component: membrane; cell surface. Gene Ontology annotation, biological process: cell adhesion; cell differentiation.
CACCAGGCCGGGCGGGAGUGGGCGGUCCUCCGAUGGCUGCCGGCCCAGGGCUCCGUGAUGUCACAGCGGUGCUCCGAGGGGGAGGGGGUCGGCUGUUUUUCUGGAGUGGAGGAGUGGAAGAGACAAAGCGGCCCGGGGGCCGGGUGGGCGCCAUGGAGCCGCUGUCCCAGGCCCUGCUCUGGAAACUCCUGCUUCUGCAGAGUUCCACCGCCCUGCUGUCCUCAGGGCCCGCAGCGCCCGGGCAAGCGGACAGCUCGGUGGUGUCCGAGUCGGCGGUGAGCUGGGCCGCGGGUGCCCGCGCGGUGCUGCGUUGCCAGAGCCAGCGCAUGGUGUGGACCCAGGACCGGCUGCCCGACCGCCAGCGCGUGGUCCACUGGGACCUCAGCGGCGGCGCGGGGCCCGCGCGCCGGCUCGUGGACAUGUACUCGGCGGGCGAGCAGCGCGUGUACGAGCCCCGCGACCGCGGCCGCCUGCUGCUGUCGCCCUCCGCCUUCCACGACGGCAACUUCUCGCUGCUCCUCCGCGACGUGGAGGACUCGGACGCGGGGCUGUACACCUGCAACCUGCACCACCAUUACUGCCACCUGUACGAGAGCCACGCCGUGCGCCUCGAGGUGGUCGACCCGCCCCACACCCCGCGAGCCUACUGGGAUGGCGAGAAGGAGGUGCUGGCGGUGGCGCGCGGCGCGGCCGCGCUGCUGACCUGCGAGAACCGUGCGCACGUGUGGACCGAGCGGCACGUGGAGGAGGCGCAGCAGGUGGCGCACUGGGACCGGCAGCCGCCCGGGGUGCCGCACGACCGCGCCGACCGCCUGCUGGACCUGUACGCGUCCGGCGAGCGCCGGGCCUACGGGCCGCCGUCCCUGCGCGACCGCGUGGCCGUGGCGGCCGACGCCUUCGCGCGCGGCGACUUCUCGCUGCGCAUCGACCCGCUGGAGCCGGCCGACGAGGGCACGUACUCCUGCCACCUCCACCAUCACUACUGUGGCCUGCACGAGCGCCGCGUCUUCCACCUGCGCGUGCACGAGCCCCCCGCCGAGCCGCCCCCGCGGGGGUCGCCGGGCAACGGCUCGGGCCACAGCGCCUCCCCCGGCCCAGACCCCACGCUGGCGCGCGGCCGCAGCGUCAUCAACGUCAUCGUCCCCGAGAGCCGCGCGCAGUUCUUCCAGCAGCUGGGCUACGUGCUGGCCACGCUGCUGCUGUUCAUCCUGCUGCUGGUCACUGUGGUCCUGGCCGCGCAGCGCCGCCGGGCAGGCUACGAGGGCUCGGACAAGCUGCCAGCAACGUCAAAGCGGAAGCAGGUGACCAUGUCGGAGUUAGCCGUCGCCGCAGGAGGCCGGACGCUGCACGGGAGCGAAGACAUCCAGCUAGAUUACAAAAACAACAUACUAAAGGAGAGGGCUGAGCUGGCCCGCGGCCCCCAGCCUGCCAAGAACGUGGACCUGGACAAAGAGUUCAGGAAGGAGAGCUGCAAGUAGGGACCCUACUCCUGGCUGGGCCAGCAGCUCUACCGACGGCCGUCCACCCUGGAGGACGCACUCCCGACCUGCCUGUGGCUCACUCCGCACGCGCCCAGCGGCUGGUCCCGCUGUCCUGGAACCUGCCUGGACUGGCACAGCGCCAGGCCACCUGCAGGCUCCUCUCCUGGGAGCCACCCUGACCCCCUGCAGUGACCCUGGGCUCCCGGCUGUUCUAGUCACUGGUGGCCCUGGCCCUUUGUCCCCCCCUUGGCACAGCCGAGAUCUCGCUGACGUCCGAACCCUCAGGUCCCCCAGCCUCUGCCCCCGCUGGGGUCUGGAAGGACCUGUUGGAGGGGCCUCAGGCUGACCUGGGGCAGGGACCCCCGCGGCUGCCGAGCCCCCAGGGGCUGCACAGUGCCCAGUCCCAGCCCCAGGCCAGCUGCAGCCUGUCCUGCACGGGGCUUGAGGUCCCAGCACACUCAGGCUCCGGGCUCAGCCCCUCUGGGAUGUCCACCUCGGGGCCGCCCUGUGGCCGCUUCUCCGCUUUCAACCCCACCUCCGGCCUCCGUGUCCACGAGCUGCCUUGACUUCUGUCCACCGCCGCCGCCCAGGCUGCGUUUGGCUUCUCCUCUGGCUGAGCGGUGCAGGGGUGGCCCCGGCUCUGGAGCGAGCUGUGCCGCCCCGUCCACACCCCGUCUGCUCCUGGAGGAGCUGUCCCUCACAAUAAAAGCCACUUCUGACGGUGA